CUUUCAGAAAAUUUAAAAAGCAAUGUGCCUCCUGAAGCUGCCAGUAGUUCUCAUCGUACUCUCCGUUGCAUUAAACCACCUGAAAGCUACUCCCAUCAAAAGUCACCAGAUGGAAAAGCGGAAAUGCAACACUGCCACGUGUGUGACUCAACGCCUGGCAAAUUUCUUAGUUCGUUCCAGCAACAAUCUUGGUGCCAUUCUCUUGCCAACUGAUGUGGGAUCCAAUACAUAUGGCAAGAGGAACACAGCUGAGAUUUUAAACAGGGGGCCAAUGAAUUACUUACCGCUUUAGAGGUCCAUGUAUCUCUACAGUUCUUAUUGUUUGUAUAAAUAUACUAGUGACUUCCUGUGUAAUUUAACAUAAGCUUGAACAUGGAUGUUAUGUCCCAUGUUUACUGCCAGUACAUAUAAAUUGUGGUGGUAAGAAUUGUUUUAAAUUUAAUGCUGAUUGAUAGAUAUCCCAUAAUAAAAAAAAGUCAGUGUCUUCAAAAAUGAAGUUUUCUUGCUACUGAUUUUUAUUUUGAAAACAUAUUAAAAACUCAUUCUUUUGCCUAUAUUUUUAUGACCCAUGUUUGAGAACAAAAGAGAAAAUGGUAUUUGGAAACUUGGUAAAUUGUAAAUAG
Molecule: messenger RNA, 623 nt
Organism: Mustela lutreola (European mink)
Lineage: Eukaryota; Metazoa; Chordata; Mammalia; Carnivora; Mustelidae
Gene: IAPP
Product: islet amyloid polypeptide
Exons: 2
Coding region: 23-292 (89 amino acids)
Cellular component (GO): extracellular region
Molecular function (GO): hormone activity
Source: RefSeq, a predicted model, not a curated record